Molecule: messenger RNA, 1060 nt
Organism: Neoarius graeffei (lesser salmon catfish)
Lineage: Eukaryota; Metazoa; Chordata; Actinopteri; Siluriformes; Ariidae
Gene: eif4ebp3l
Product: eukaryotic translation initiation factor 4E binding protein 3, like
Exons: 3
Coding region: 238-576 (112 amino acids)
Biological process (GO): negative regulation of translational initiation
Cellular component (GO): cytoplasm
Molecular function (GO): eukaryotic initiation factor 4E binding
Source: RefSeq, a predicted model, not a curated record
UAUCCACACACACCCUGCACCCAGUGCUGUAGUUCCUGCUGUGGAAAAGUACAACAGCUCUUGUAACUUGUGUGCUUCUGAAAUAAUGCACUUUUAGAAAGUUUGUUAGUUUAGCUGAGGACGUCAAGUCAGACAGAAAAGAAAAGUAAGGGAGUCAGAUAAACAGAAUAAUAAGCAGCAGUAGGACAGCUUCGUUGUCUGCUUCUUCUACUGAAUUGUCAAGCUUAUAAGUUCACAAUGUCAGCUAAUACACAGAAGUCCAGGAGCUGUCCCAUCCCGACCCGUGUGAUCCAGCUGAAGGACUGGUCUCAGCUCCCAGACUGUUACAGCCAGACCCCUGGAGGAACCCUGUUCUCCACCACGCCAGGAGGCACUCGUAUCAUUUACGACAGAAAGUUCCUGCUUGAGUGUAGGAACUCGCCGAUCGCUCGGACCCCGCCCUGCUGCCUGCCCCAGAUUCCCGGGGUGACGGUUCCUUCCAGUCAUCCUCUGGGCAAACUCGAGGAACUGAAAGAAGAGCUGGAGGAGGAAAAAGAUGCAGCAGCUGAGGACAGCCAGUUCGAGAUGGACAUUUGAGCCUGUGAUGUGCCUCCCGUGGAGAAUGCAUUUCUGCUGGUACGCUGCUACGUUGACUCAUCGACCAGCUUUCACUGGAUUCACCCCGUUCCGUUUGAAGUGGGCUUUUUUUUUUUUUUUUUAAUUACAGCAUUAUUUCAGGUAUUUUGUCAUCCGUAUACAAAGAAAAGAGACUGUGGAUGUCUGUGCAUCCUUUAAAUGAUUCUUAUUGUACAUAUGGUACUUUGUAUUUUUUUUUAAGGGAAAUGAUUAAAUUCAAUUAGAAGGGGGGUAAUAUGGUAAAUGCAUAAACGUACAGUAUACAUUUCAAAGCUGUCCCUUUAUAAUAUUUAAACAAAUGUAAUACGAUACUUUAAAAAAAAAUCUAUAAGCAACAGAAUUAAUAUUUUAAACAUUUUUCACCCUGAUGUUUUCCUUUCCUUUGACGUUUUCUUCAGGUUGUCAUUUGAGUUUUUAUUACUUUUAUUAAACUAUGACAAACGUA